AUGACAGAUCUGGCCCCUGGAGAUCCUGGUGGCAUCUGUGCUGUAGAAAUGACCCUGAGGGACACGGCCACCUGGCUGCCUGCAGUGCUGCUCCUGCUCCACGUCCCAGCAGCCGGCACUCGGCUGUGUUUUCCAGGCUGUGUGUCUCUGAGUGGCCCCGGCUAUGUGACGGGCACUGUAGGGGGAUCCCUGAGAGUGCAGUGUCGCUACGAGGAAGAAUACAGAGACCACCUCAAAUACUGGUGCAAAAGUCCCUGUUUGGCUGAGCACUUGAAGAUCGUGGAGACCAGAGCAUCAGGGAGAGAAGUGAGGAGCGGCCGUGUGAGCAUCAGGGAUGAGCCUGCUGUCCUGACCUUCACGGUGACCUGGGAAGACCUCACAGAGGAAGACUCGGGGAUAUACCACUGUGGGGUUGAGAAACCUUUAGCACUGACAGAAUCAUGGGUUGACCCCACCGUCUGGGUUGUGGUGUCUGUGUCCCCAGGUUCUUGCUCAGCAGUGUUCACCUCCUGCUCCUGGUCUUCCUGGAGCUGCCACUGCUCCUGCUCCUGCUCAGUGCUGUCCUCUGGGUGAACUGGCCUCGGAGGGGCCCUGAGGGGAAACAAAGUCAACCUGAUUAUGCAAACCAGUAAAACCUGCCGCCCAUGGAUGC
Messenger RNA from Erinaceus europaeus (western European hedgehog), 652 nucleotides. RefSeq names its product CMRF35-like molecule 6. The record is from RefSeq and is a predicted model, not a curated record. The coding region runs from base 1 to 573 and encodes 190 amino acids. The transcript is spliced from 4 exons. NCBI's taxonomy places the organism in Eukaryota, Metazoa, Chordata, Mammalia, Eulipotyphla, Erinaceidae. Gene Ontology annotation, molecular function: transmembrane signaling receptor activity. Gene Ontology annotation, cellular component: plasma membrane.